Molecule: messenger RNA, 1005 nt
Organism: Hermetia illucens (black soldier fly)
Lineage: Eukaryota; Metazoa; Arthropoda; Insecta; Diptera; Stratiomyidae
Product: inactive pancreatic lipase-related protein 1-like
Exons: 3
Coding region: 55-1005 (316 amino acids)
Biological process (GO): lipid metabolic process
Molecular function (GO): lipase activity
Source: RefSeq, a predicted model, not a curated record
UUGUGUUUCAGAUAUGUGUCACUUCACCGAACCGAUUGGAGUUGAAUUCUUAAAAUGGAAGCUCAUAUAUUGCACAUAUUAUUCAUUUUACUUGGUAUCAAAUAUACCAGUGGAAAUAUAAACGAGGCGACUGAGUUCGCCCGAAAUCCAGAACAGUAUACUUCCUUCUACUUAUACUCUUCAAUACGAUUUGAAGAUGCGGAAACACUUCUAAUUUAUGAUCCCGAUGUAUUGAUGUCAUCGAAGUUCAACCCAGAGCUUCCAACGAGGAUGCUAAUUCAUGAUUUCAAUGGCAAUAAAAACGAUGACUUCAACCGCUAUGUGGUAGCUGCGUAUUUGCUACAUCAAGAUUUGAAUAUUAUCGUGGUCGACUGGAGCUCUGCGGUGAAUAUUGAAAUGAAAAACUACCAAGUAGCUGUCCACAACACUGUCCUCGUUGGGAAUGUAAUCGGAAGUUUUCUGGAGUUUCUGAAUUCAGCCCUAGAAUAUCCUCUGAAUCAAGUGUAUCUCAUUGGAUUUGGUUUAGGAGCGCAUGCUGCUGGAUUUGCCGGGAAAAAAGUUAAAAGCGGAGUAAUCGGCACUAUUUUCGCAUUGGAUCCUACCGGAUAUCCUUUCAAUGUAAAUAAUACGGCAACACGAUUAAGCUCAGAUGAUGCAGAAUAUGUCGAAGUCAUUCAUACGAAUUUCCUCAACUUUGGAACAUAUUCGGCCAUUGGCACUGCGGAUUUCUAUGCGAAUGGAGGUGGCGUUCAAUUAGGGUGUCCAGGAAGAGCAACAAUGUGCUCACAUCAACGAUCCUUUAAAAUUUUCGCUGAGUCAGUUAAUAAUCCGAAUGGAUUCAAAGGAAAAAUCUGUGAAGGUGUUCUAGAAGCUACAAGUGGGGCACAAUGCAGAGGCAAUGCUGAACAAUAUUAUGUUGGUGGCGAGCCGGCACGUAUAAAUCAACUGGGAAUUUUUUCAUUCAGAACAGGUUUAACAGAUCCUUACUCUAGGGUGCUUGCAUGA